CCCUUCUAAAGUGAACGCUGUCUGUAUUUAAGGCGAGGCUCAUAUGGGAAGCAUGAGCAGAGCUGUAGAGAUGAAAUUGCUUCAGAGUUUUUGCUUCUUUCUUCUUCUCUCAGUUGUCGCUCCACUGAGGGAGGUUCCUCCAAGCUCUUGUUCUGCACAGAUUGAGGGCAUCAUCAGCCUGCAGCUGCAGCACAACUCCUCUGGCAUCCGCCUCCCCCUUCACCAUCCUCAUAGCCCCUGCUCCCCGGCUCCCCUCUCCAGCGACCUUCCCUUCUCCGACAUCCUCCACCACGAUUCCACCCGCGUCAACUCUCUCCUCCACCGCGUCACCACCUCCGCCGCCUCCGUCCCUCUCUUCAAGGGCACAGCCCUGGGCGUCGGCAAUUACGUCACCCGCAUCAACGUCGGCACCCCACCAACCACUUACACGGUUGUCACCGACACCGGAAGCUCCCUUUCUUGGCUCCAAUGUCUCCCCUGCAAGCGCUACUGUCACCGCCAACUCGACCCCAUCUUCAACCCGGCCGCCUCAUCCACCUACCGCACCAUCCCGUGCUCCGCCUCUUACUGCUCCACCCUCUCCUCCGCCACCCUCAACCCCUCCGGCUGCGAUAGUUCCGGCACCUGCAUCUACGAAGCCAGCUACGGGGACGCCUCCUUCUCCAUCGGCUACCUAUCACAAGACACCCUCUCGCUCUCCCGUAGCGUCGCAGCCAUCCCCAAUUUCAUCUUCGGAUGCGGCCAAGACAACGAAGGUCUGUAUGGAGAGUCGGCCGGCAUCAUUGGCCUCGCCAAGAACAGCAUUUCUCUCUUCUCUCAACUAAGCCCCAAAUUCGGUAGCUCCUUCUCAUACUGCCUUUCUUCCUCGUCCGCCACCGGCUACCUCUCAUUCGGCAGCUACAAUCCUGGCAAAUUCGUCUUCACACCCAUGGCAAAGAGUUCGGCUGACGAGAGUCUCUAUUCUUUGAAACUGUCGAGUAUCGCAGUGGCGAGGCAGAGCAUCGCGGUAUCCGAAGAAUCACCGUCGAUCAUUGAUUCAGGGACGGUGAUCACGAGGCUGCCGGAGGAGGUCUAUGGUGCGGUGAGUGCAGCGGUGGUGAGGGCGAUCGGGGCGAAGGUGGCUCGGGCUCCGGCGUAUUCGAUAUUGGAUACGUGUUAUAAAGGGAGUGCAGCUGAGGUGCCGACGCCGGAAGUAGCGUUUGUGUUUGGCGGCGGAGCGGUGGUGAGGCUGCCGAGGAGCAAUGUGAUGAUUGAUGUGGAUAGCGGGGUGACGUGUUUGGCGUUUGCGUCGGCUAGAGGGGCGACGAUUAUUGGGAAUUGGCAGCAGAAAACGUUUGAUAUUGUGUAUGAUGUGGGGGAGGGGAGGAUUGGUUUCGCCGCCGGAGGCUGUGGAUGAGAGGCGGCGGUGAUUCCGGCGUUGAAUAUGGGGCUUUUGGGUUGUUUGUUUGAAUAGGCAAUGAUGAUGGGAGAUAUGACAUUGUAAAAUUUAUAGGGAAAUUCCUCUUAAAAUUCUUAAGAGAUGAGUAAUAAUUGUAAUUGAAAUUGUAAUAAGGUGGUUUAUGUUAUUUGAGAACAAGUCUAUCUAUAUUAUUAAUAGAAAAUUAUGCAAUCAUUUUAUUUUGACAAUUUAA
Dendrobium catenatum is the source of this 1631-nucleotide messenger RNA. Its product is annotated as aspartyl protease family protein At5g10770. The coding region runs from base 44 to 1396 and encodes 450 amino acids. Gene Ontology annotation, molecular function: aspartic-type endopeptidase activity. Lineage: Eukaryota; Viridiplantae; Streptophyta; Magnoliopsida; Asparagales; Orchidaceae. Gene Ontology annotation, biological process: proteolysis. The record is from RefSeq and is a predicted model, not a curated record. The transcript is spliced from 2 exons.